Molecule: messenger RNA, 4274 nt
Organism: Gadus morhua (Atlantic cod)
Lineage: Eukaryota; Metazoa; Chordata; Actinopteri; Gadiformes; Gadidae
Gene: mideasa
Product: mitotic deacetylase associated SANT domain protein a
Exons: 13
Coding region: 770-4207 (1145 amino acids)
Biological process (GO): negative regulation of DNA-templated transcription; regulation of transcription by RNA polymerase II
Cellular component (GO): transcription regulator complex; histone deacetylase complex
Molecular function (GO): transcription corepressor activity
Source: RefSeq, a predicted model, not a curated record
AUCGGGUCACACUGUGUGUGUGCGGUGGAGCUGUUUGGGGUGAGGCGAUGCGUUCGAUUAUGCAGAUUUCUGCGUAUUUUGCAGAAUGUUUCCAAUUUUCAUAUUUAUAUGAGACACGUAAGUCACGGGAGCGGAUUGAAUGCGUCAUGAUUCGAUGAACUAAAGUAGGUUGUUGCAUGCAAAAAGAAACUGACACUGUCACUGCGUGCUUCCCUCGCUGAAGGGGGUGAAAGUUGUGUUAGACAUGUUUUCCUGGUAGUGUUUUCUUUUACGGACGUACAGAGUGCAACAUUAUAACUUCAUUGUUGAUCGCGCGAUCGAUCCGUUAUUAUUAUGAAACGCAUUUCGUCAUGAUCUCAACGCAGGGAGAUCCUCCACUCGAGGGAAAGUUCGACUUUUGUUAUGACAUUUGUUGCGCACACUCCCGUCAUGGAGCGGCUGCAUGCUGUCGACUCUGAUCGAAACCAAAGUUGCAGUUCCGUGGAACUCGUGGAAUGCCUAUGUGCAACAUUGAGAAAGAUCCAAGGUCCUCACUCGGAGCAACCUACAGAGAUGGACAGCAAAUCUCAGAUGUGAGUUUGGACGGAGGGGUGUGUGCUCUCCACCCUUGGUCGUUUCCUUUGGGAUUUAUAUUUCCUCCCGAGUACCUCGGUUCACACAAUUAAAUAAAGCCAGACAGAACUCCUUCCCGGGACGUCAGGGGCCUUGCACAGGCCACAACCCCGGAACUGCUCAGACUUUGCUAUUUUCCAAGUGGCAUAACAUCACUAUGAGCCUUCCUGUUCAACAUAAAGUGAGUACUGACAAGAGUGGCCGGCAAAGGGCCGCCGACAUGAAAGAGGUUGUGCAGUCCUCCCAGGAUAACUAUUAUGGGAUUGCUCCCCCUGCUCUGGAGUCAAACCUUAACAAUUCUGGGAGCAGCGCUGGGAUUUACAACCCAGACAAAGGGGCACAAGGCCGCCUCCACUACCAACAGGCCCCCCCAGUAAAGUGGAUUCACCAGGACCCCCUACAGGGCUCAGGCUGGUCUCAGGACGCCCCGGUCCCCACUUGGGGUCCAAACUUUACCACCUACCCAGGUGGAGUGAGGGGCCCGACAGCGUUCCAUAAAGGGGGUCACGAUGUGGGGGGUGUGCAGAUGGGGGCCGUGGAGGCUCAGCCCCCCGGACCUGUGGAGGUUUACAGAGAGGCCCCCCAGGUGUACGCCCAGGCCCAGGCCCAGGCCCAGGCCCAGGUCCAGGUCCAGGCCCAGGUCCAGGCCCAGGUCCAGGCCCAGGUCCAGGUGAGGGGCCUGGAGUGGCAUCCGGCUCAGCUCCAGACCUUUCAACCACAUGGCAAUAAAGGCGUAGACAUCCAGGGUCAGUCCCACACCGCCUCCCACAACAUGCCUGGCUCCGUGCUGCAGCCCUUCCAGCCGACCUUCAGGCCUGCCAAGCAACAGCAGUACCCCCCUGGAUACUACCCGGUAUUCAACAAGGCCAUGCCUGGCCUCGGCUACACUGAGCAACCUAAAAGCCAACACCAUCUCCUCCAGCAACAGAUGCAGCAGCAGCAGCAGCAGCAACAUCAACAAAUGCACCAACAGCAGCAGCAGCAGCAGCAACUUCAUCAUCGCCACGUGCUACAGCAGCAGCAGCAUGUGCAGCAACAUGUGCAACAACAGCACCAAAUGCAGCAGCAGCAGCAGCAGCAUCAAAUACAGCAGCAACACAUGCAGCAGAUGCAGCAGCAGUAUCAACAGCAACAGCGGAGGCAACAGAUCCAACAAAUGCACCAACAGCAGCAGCAGCAGCAGCAGCAGCAGCAGAAACAGCAGCAGCAGCUACAGCCACAACACGUUGCACCGCCAGAGACUUUGCAUUUGCAUGGGCAGCCAAAGCCGACCCAGAACUUCCAGUCCUACCAGUCUCCCGAGCCCAACGCGUCCGUGGCCGGCGCUCAGAAAGAAACCGUCCAGACCGCGGGCGGCGCCAGACAGGAAGCGGAGAUCCAAUCCAGCGGCGACUCCUCGGCCACCGUGGAGUUGUCCCCCGACAAGGUGUUGUACUCCAAGCCCCCGGGCGCGGCGGGAGCGGCGGGCGGCUCCAGUGUCCCGCCCCGCCGCUCCCGCCGCCUCUCCAGGGACGGGCAGUCCCCGGGCGCCUACGAGCCCUGGACCCCUCCGCCGCUCUCCAAGAACGGCCUGCCGGCGGGGGCGGAGGGCCUGGUGACCACCGGGGGGGUGAUCCAGAGCACCCGGCGCAGGAGGAGGGCGUCGAAGGAGAUCAAUCUCGAGACCCUGGCGCAGCAGGCGUCGGAGCGGGAGUCCCUUCCCCCAAGGGGGGGCAAGCUGGGGGAGGACGGCGCCCCCGUGGGCAAGCAGACGGGCGGCAUGGGGCCCCUGGUCAUCCCCGUGUCGGUGCCCGUGUCCGGGGGCCAGGGGACUCUGGGGAGCCCCUGGAGAGGGAGGAUGGACCCGGGAGACCACCACCGGCUCGCCCACAGCGACCACAAGCUGUCCGUCAUCGUGGCCCGCCGACGCUCCCUCAGAGGGUCGCUCUCCGAGAGCUCCGCUCAGGACGACGACGACCACGAGGCCAAGGCCAGGGGCCGGUCGAAGCGGCCGCGGCCGGAGCCACUCUUCAUCCCGCCCCCCAAGCUGUCCACCUACAUCGCGCCCUCCGUCUACUCCAGCAUCACGCCCUACCAGAGCCACCUGCGCUCGCCCGUCCACAGCCUGCCGGACCACCCUCUGGCGCUGCCCCCCUACACCCCGCCCCCCAUCCUGUCUCCGGUGCGCGGCGGCUCGGGCCUCUACUUCUCCACCUUCCUGUCCAACAUCGCCGCGGGCAACCAGGGCGGCCCGCCCCCAACGCUGCCGCCGUCGACGACCCUGCCGCCGCCUACCCUGGCGCCGCCGAGCCUGCCGCCGCCGGCCACGCCCAAGUCUUCGACACGCAGCCUCCUGCGCUCCGUCAGUUCAGACCCCACUCCACCAGUCUUGCCAUUGAUUACCGAUGCAACCGCUGUCAGCUUUGAUCCGCGCAUCAACAUUGGCCAGCAGUACCAGGCAGAGGUCCCGGAGCUACGCCAGGACUCCGCCCUGCCGCCAGACGAGCACCGGGCGGACCUGCUGUGGCUUCCCAAGGCGGAGCCGCUCACCCAACAGGACGAGCCGGACUACCUGGAGGACUUCAUGAACCUGGCCUGUUCCAGCGUGCUCCGCGGCGGGGGAACCAAUCAGGAGCUGGCUCUACACUGUUUGCAUCAAUGUGGAGGGAACGUCCUGGAAACACUGAAACAUUUAAUGCAGGAGCAGCCAGUCUUCCCCAAAGGCCAUCACAUGGCCGACUAUCACUACUCAGGAUCAGAUUGUUGGACUGCAGCAGAGAAGCGCUACUUCAACAAGGGGAUCUCUGCCUACAGGAAGGACUUCUUCAUGGUGCAAAAACUGGUGCAGACGAAGACAGUGUGCCAGUGCGUGGAGUUCUACUACACCUUUAAGAAACAGAUCAAGAUGGGUCGUAACGGGGCCCCUACCUACGGCCCUCCGGACUCACCCGAGAAAAGCGCGGAGGCUGCGCCGGACAUUAAGGUGGAAAGGGACGACCAAAGGGAAAGAGACUCCUGCGAUCAGACCCAAGAUGGCAGCCUGGCACGAGUCACUCAGUCCCUCCAAGCCCAUGAUUAUGCGGGCUCCAUGGUGCUGAUGGAGAAGCUCGAAGGCCUGAAGAAGGCCACUCAACCCCAGGCCCACCCCGUGCCUGCCCCGCGCAAGCCCCGCCCAGAGACGGCCGGCCGGAAGACCCGGGCGCCCUCAAAACCCUCCCAGGACCCCGAGGGGGUCUUCCCCUGCAAGAAGUGCAGCAGGGUUUUCACCAAGGUGAAGAGUCGCAGCGCCCACAUGAAGAGCCACGCCGAGCAGGAGAAGAAGGCGGCCGCCCUGCGGCUCCGGGAGCAGGAGGAGGAGCAGCGGGUCGCCAUCGCCGCCGCCCAGGCCAGGAAGGAGGAGGAGGAGGUGGAGGUGGAGGUCCAGGCGGCGGCCGCCGUGGCGUCAGCCGCAGUGGCGUCAGCCGCCGUGGCGUCGGCAGCCCUAGCGGCGACGAUAGCGGCGCCCGUGGGCGAGGACGGCGUGGAAGGGACCACGGGGGCGGAGCCAGAGGAGCCCAGCAGCAGCAGGGAGGAGUCGUCCGAGCCGGAGGAUGAGAACGAUAAGGAUUGGCAAUGAACACGAUAGAAAAAUAGAAAAUUGAAAUCCACGUUUGCUUGUUGUGUAGAAAAAAAAAAGAAAGGAG